Phaedon cochleariae (mustard beetle) is the source of this 1529-nucleotide messenger RNA. Lineage: Eukaryota; Metazoa; Arthropoda; Insecta; Coleoptera; Chrysomelidae. The record is from the annotation of a GenBank genome assembly.
CAUUGAUGGUGAAGAUGUCCGUCAUGCAAAUGCAGCAGGCCAAGCGGCAGCAAUGCUAUCUGUGCGAUCUUCCGCGGAUGCCCUGGGCAAUGGUCCACGACUUCACCGAAGCCGUGUGCAGAGGUUGCGUCAACUACGAAGGUGCCGACCGGAUAGAAAUAGUCCUGGAGACGGCUCGCCAGAUGAAGCGAGCCCACGGGUUCCAGGAGCAGCGAUCCGGCCACACCACCAAAUCGCACCGUACGUCGGCCACCGGCCACGAGCACCAGAACGGCGAGGUGGUGGCCACUUCGAGCAGACAGCAGACGGCCACCCACCAUUCCGGCGGGUACGGGCUGCACCAUUCGCGGUCGAACAUGCUGGCGGAGUACCAGGCCGCCCAGCCGCCCCCCAGGGGCACCCCUUCGAUGUCCCGGCCGCAAUUGGAGGCGACUGCCGAGCACGAGAUGGCAGCGCGAACCGCCGUCCGUCUGCCCACGGCAGCACACUUGGCUGCUCACCAUCAGAUGUCCGCCCACCAUCACUCGGCCAACGGUAGACCCACUGCCCUGCCCCAGCAAGGCAUCAAGCGGGGCAUGUCGGCCACAGAGGAUGACGACCAUCACGGUCACCAUCACGGUAACGGGGACGUCAGCGGAGCGAAGAGAAUGAUGUCGGUGGAGGAGCACGGCUCCUCCGUUAGGCCUCCUCUGACCAGAGGGGAAUCUUUGCCGGCCGUUUCUUUGGCGCAGCCGUUCGUUAUAUCCACGGAGAGGACUUUCAAACAGGAGAAACAUCCCAUCAGGACUGCUUCGUUCGACGCUGGGACAGCAUUCAAACCAAAUGCUCCCGCUUCAGCACCCAACACCAACGGCACCACCUCCAGCUCCCCUCUCAACAGGACGGGCUCCCCCCCGGAGGCCAGCGCCGGAAAUGCCUCCGUCGCCGCCGCGCAGCAGCAGCCGCAGGGGCAGCAGUCGACGGGCGGGUCGGGGCAGAGCCCAAUGGCCGCCCUCAUGUCGGUCGCGGAUAACUUGCCGCCGGGCAGCCCGAGGUCGACGGGCGGCAGUCCGCCCACCAACGUGGCGCCUCGGUCGGCGUCCAGAGGGUCGCAGCAUUCGCCGAAUUCCACCGCAGGUUCGUCGAGCGGCCGACGGUCCUCCGGCUCCCGCCACGUCUCCUCCACCACGGUGACCUCGACGGAGGCGGGGGCGGGCCCUCUGCCCGGCCAGACCGCCAACGAGGUGCUGGCCAACUGCGAGAGCGCCGCUGCCACCCCCGCCGCCGCCGCCACCCUCAAGUGCACGCUGUGCCAGGAGCGGCUGGAGGACACGCACUUCGUGCAGUGCCCCUCCGUGCCUCAUCACAAGUUCUGCUUUCCCUGCAGCAGGGGCAGCAUCAAGCGGCAGGGGGCAGGGUCAGAGGUUUACUGUCCUAGUGGAGAAAAAUGUCCGUUAGCCAAUUCAAAUGUCCCAUGGGCUUUCAUGCAAGGAGAAAUAGCAACGAUAUUGGGAGACGAUUACAAAGUGAAAAAAGAACGAGAAACCUAG